UGUUGACGUGCGUAAAGUGAAAGUGUCACGUCGGCCGAUUCGCUGUCAGUAAUAUUUUUGUUCCGAUAUAAUUUUCUUAUUGACUGCUUAUUGGUACGGAAAUAACGCUAGUUUUGAAAAAGUAGGAAAAUAAUACCUAUAACUUGUUUUAUGAAAAUUAUCUUACGUGUAUAAAACAGUUGGUUAAGGACAAGAUAUCUCUGAUCUAGGUUAUUGCCGGGAAAAAUGGGUGUUAAGCCUGCAAUUGGAAGAAAAUCUAACAAAAACCCACCUAUAUUUAGCCAUGAAUUUGUGAUUCAGAAUCACGCAGAUAUAGUGUCAUGUGUGGUUAUGGUUUUCCUGGUUGGACUGAUGGUUCAGUCUACGAGUCCCAUCGCGAGUUUAUUCAUCAGUCUGCACCAUAAUGUCAGUGGCGUUGAGCCUACGAGAGAAAAUCCUAAGGGUGAGCCUUUCUCGUACGAAGCGGGUUGGAAAGAUUCCUGCGCGGUGUUCUUCUACUCUCUGGUGUGCAUCGUGAUGCAUGCAAUCCUUCAGGAAUACUUUUUGGACAAAAUAUCAAAGAAGUUCCACUUGUCAAAAUCAAGAUUGAGUUCGCUGAAUGAGUCUGGUCAGCUGGUUGUGUUUCAUUUGGUGACCUUGCUAUGGGGAGGUGAUGCUAUUCUUCGUGAAGGAUUUGCAUUCAACAUUUCACAGCUGUGGGAUGGGUACCCUAACCACCCAAUGAGCUUCCUUCUGAAACUAUGGUGGAUCGUCCAGGCCGCAUACUGGCUCCACACUCUCCCCGAACUGUACUUCCAACGCAUCAAGAAAGACGAGUGGGCUGGCCGUAUCCGCCAAGCUCUCAUUGCAUUCACUUUGGUGGCCCUGGCUUAUGGCUUCAAAUUCCAGCGUGUUGGCGUCAGCUUGGUUGUCCUGCACUCCGUAGCUGAGUUUGUGUCACACGCCUACCGCCUUAACGUCAUCCUGAGGGGCGAGCGAGAGGACUUCAUUGAGAAAUUCGGUCGGGUGAUGAACGGCGCGGUGUUCGUGCUGGUGCGGCUGGCGUCGCUGGUGCUGGGCGUGCUCACGUUCUACUUCGGGCUGGCCGGCGCCGCGCCGCUGCUGCUCCGCGUCGGCGCGCUGUCGCUGCUCGUCUCCUUCCAGGUUUAUCUCAUGUUCAACUUCAUCUCUGAAGCCAUAAAGCAGAGGCAAGAGGCCCGUCAGUUGGCCCUGAACAGGCCGAAAAAGGAAAAGAAAGAUAAACCUAAAAAAGAAAAGGUAAAGAAAGCGCCCGUCGAAGAAUCCGAUCUGCCGGAGGUGGAUCAGAACACGAACAAAACUCUGAGGCAGCGCCAGGCCGCCGCCAAGGCCAAGUGAAGCCCGCCCGGUAGCCCAUAGACCUGCACUUCCGAACCGAGACGCCAAACGGCCAUCACUGCAUAUUCUGAAAGCGUUUACAAUUCGACACUGACAUGACGAAAUAGUUGUUGUAGAAGAAAACAUUGUAUUGACUAUUCCUACGCAACCCACGGGUUAUCUCUGUAAAAUUACACCAUGACAUAAUUAAACGUCGCAAACCAUUUGUGGGAGAUAUUUUUGUAAAGGUUUGGAGAAGUGACGAACAUUUGAAGUGCACGUCAGGGCUAGACCUAGUUCAAUGAAGGUUGUCCUCAUCCCGUUGUAUCUCAGUCUUUCCACUACAUAACGAGUCUUUCAUUUUAUUCUUCCUAUAUUGAUGUAACUAUUAUACAACGUUGUGUUGUCAACGAGUCAGAGCACAAACUAUACCUAUCUGUACCUGCUUCGAAAUUUUAAAAAUAUUUUACCAAUCAUUCACAGAAAAUUAUACCCCAGUCUUGAUAAUAAUGAAAACAAGACUCGUCAAGAAAUGUGUUGCGUUGAGUUGUUAGGUAGGUAUAUUCUACGUAAAUGUGCCGUUUCUUUUCUCAAGUCAUGAUUUGGAUAGCAAAAUGUACUGUCAUAUAAAAGUAUAGUGGAUACAGGGUUGUAAAAUAUCUCCUAAAGUGUAAAAAUAAAUGUAAUAGGUUAAAAUGUUGUUUAUAUGAAUAUAUUGAUAAGGAUUACGAGGUACUGUGUGUUCAACACUUUAAACGGAGGAACUGCAUAAUUAAUUUGCAUUUUUAAUAUACAUUUGUCAAGAAUUCCAAUAUUGAGUUGAUUUAAUAUAUUCGUAAUUAUUUUUGUAAUGCGGAUUACUUUUUAUUACAUAAGUUCGUUUAUUUUUGUGACUAUUUUAUUCUGUAACAUUCGAAGUAAAAAUUGUUUUGGUGCUCUCGAGAUUUUAAUUUAUGAAACGAGGUUUUAGGCUUUGUAGUAGAUUGCUCUGUUGCCGACCGCGGACGAGCUCGCUGGGGAGCAUUCUGUUACGCCAUGAGAUUCAAUCCAUGUUUGUUGUUAUGUAUGUGAACAUUGUGAACUAAAGCAUUGUGAAAUUAUUCUUCCUAAUGUGAAUUUUGUGCUCACAAUUUAUAGUUAUUAUUUUCACAUGAAUUGUCAAUUUUAAAAAGCUUGAUGUUAUUUUUAUUUCAGAAUAAAUUUUGUAACAAUAA
Molecule: messenger RNA, 2549 nt
Organism: Cydia pomonella (codling moth)
Lineage: Eukaryota; Metazoa; Arthropoda; Insecta; Lepidoptera; Tortricidae
Gene: TRAM
Product: translocating chain-associated membrane protein 1
Exons: 8
Coding region: 226-1356 (376 amino acids)
Biological process (GO): protein insertion into ER membrane; SRP-dependent cotranslational protein targeting to membrane, translocation
Cellular component (GO): endoplasmic reticulum membrane
Source: RefSeq, a predicted model, not a curated record